UUUUCAGAUGAGUAAUCAAUAUAUCAACGAGCCGAUUACGACGGGAAAGGUAACCCUUGAAACCACUGCCGGAGACAUUGAAAUUGAGCUUUGGACGAAGGAAGCUCCACUAGCAUGCAGAAAUUUCAUCCAGCUUUGCAUGGAAAAUUAUUACAAGGGAACUGUAUUUCAUCGGCUUGUCAAAAAUUUCAUUCUCCAGGGUGGAGACCCUACGGCAACCGGAACCGGCGGAGAGAGCAUCUAUGGAAAACCAUUUAAGGAUGAAAUCCACCAACGUCUAAAAUUCAACCGCCGCGGAAUUGUUGGAAUGGCAAAUGCUGGACGAGACGACAACGGUUCCCAAUUCUUCUUCACAAUCGGUGAUCGCGGAGCUCCAGAGCUCGACAAAAAGCACACAAUCUUCGGAAAAGUGACCGGACCCACACUUUUCAAUAUGCUUAAAAUCACAGAAGUUGAGACUGAAGGCGAUCGACCAGUGACAUUUUAUAAAAUUACUGGAGCACGAAUUGAUAAUAAUCCAUUUGAUGAUUUAAAGCCACGGGAAAAGAGGAAAAAAGAGAAAAGUGAGCGGAGAAAAGAGCCGAAAGUUGUGGAGACGAAGAAGACGAAUUUGUUGUCAUUUGGAGAUGAAGUUGAGGAGGAUGAGCAAGAAUUGGCCGUUUUUAAUAAGAAAACCGCGAACAAGCCGAAAUCCGCCCAUGAUGCUCAUGACAAUGACACUGUUGGCCUAUCGAAACAAGCUGCAGUGACACGUGAUGAAAUGAGUAAUUAUUGUCCAGAAGAUGAUGAUACUGUCAAAGAUGAAUCGUCAAUUUCGUCGAUUCGGGAAAAAUUGAUGAAAAAGAGUCAGAAGAGAAAGCUCGAAGAAAAAGCCGGCGGUGAAGAUGAAGACUAUGAGAAAAUGAUUGAAGACGAGAGGAAUGCAAAGGAGCGGGAGACGAUUGAUAAAAUGAAUUCGGAGCUGAAGGAUAUGCAAAAGGAGUACAUGAAAGCACUUCGGCCAGUGAAGGAGAAGAAGAAGGCUGUAAAAGACGAAACGCUGUCAGAAGCAAUGCAAUCAUAUCAUGAUCUAAAAAUGCGAUUCAAGUCGAAAACGAAGGAUGUUGUAAAGCAAAAAGAUGCUCAAAGAGAAGGACAAACUAUGAAUAUGCUUGAAAGAUUCAAAAAUCGAUUGGGUGCUUCUAAUCAGAAGGCUAUCUUGUUUGAUAAGAAAAUUGAGAUAAAAGAGCCAAUUCUCCGAAACGAAGGCGAGGAGGGCGAAGAGAAAAAGUUCGGAACGAUGGAUUUAGACGCAGAAGAUAUUCAAGGAACAUCAUGGAUGUCUCAUCGAUUUAAAGCAGAAGAUGUUGUACUUUCUUCAAAAGCAAAAGAUGCGAAUAUGCGUGAAGAAAGUGAAGAUUGGUAUCAUAUUACUGAUCCACGUAACAAGAUGGCCAAACGAAGACGUGGCGAAGAAUAAUUUAUUGAUUUGUGAUUUAUCGAUUUUUUGUUGUAUUUUUUGUUAAAAAUUGCGUUGAAAUUUUUAAAAAUCGGGAGAAAAAUACCUAACAACGGAUUUUCCCCGUUUUUUCUUGAAAAUCCAUUUCAAAAUUCCAGAAAUUUUUCAGUUGUAUUUUUCAAAAAAUAAGUGCUUUUAAAUUUGAAAAAUUAAAAAAAAACCGAUUUUUGAAAUUUUUGGCCAAAAAUUCAAUUUUUCUGAUUUCAAAAUUACAUAGAUUUCCUUUGAAUUCGAGUUAUUCCGAGAAAAAUUGAAAAAAAAUCAAUUUUCCUAUUUUUUUUUUGAACUUUGGAAAAUACUUUGUAACUUUUCUCAAUUUAAGGAAAAAAUCGCAACUUUUCAUUUAAAAAAUUAAAUUUAUUAAAAAUUGCGUUAAAAUUUCAAAAAUUGGGGAAAAACAACCUAAUAACAGAUUUUUUCCAAAAAUUCCAAUUUUCUUUUUUGUUUGAAAUUAAAGGAAAGGUUUUUUUUUAAACUAAAACCUUUUUCAAUUAAUUUUUUGAAAAUUAUUCUUCAUAAAAUCAAAAAAAAAUGAUAUUGGUUUUUUCUGGAAAUUAACCGUUUUUUUUUUCAUCCAAAAAGUUUGAUAAAUCCAGUUUUCUUAAAUUUUUACCUAAAAAUUCUAUUUUCACAUUAAAAAAAAUCCCAAUUUUCCCGAUUUUUCUCAAUUUUUUGUUGCAAUUUUAAUAUUCAUUCAAAUGUCAAAACUUCAUUAUCAUUGAAUCUCAUACAUUUAAUUUAUUU
Molecule: messenger RNA, 2242 nt
Organism: Caenorhabditis elegans
Lineage: Eukaryota; Metazoa; Nematoda; Chromadorea; Rhabditida; Rhabditidae
Gene: cyn-16
Product: Spliceosome-associated protein CWC27 homolog
Exons: 9
Coding region: 8-1459 (483 amino acids)
Biological process (GO): protein folding
Cellular component (GO): nucleus
Molecular function (GO): isomerase activity; peptidyl-prolyl cis-trans isomerase activity
Source: RefSeq, marked reviewed